AUGUUGGCUCGACAAAUGUGCCCAUGGAUGUGCGCGACUUGUUGCAUGACUAAGGAAUAUAAUUGUGAAAAUGCGACGAGUAUAUCGCCUUUAACGUCAGUUUGUAGAGACGAAAGACUGAACUGUGCUGCAGUUCGAGCCGCAAAUAGCUGUGGCGGUGUAUUUCGAACGACAAUGAUGCAACAGUGCGCGAAAACUUGCGGUUAUUGUGCCUAA
Dracunculus medinensis (Guinea worm) is the source of this 216-nucleotide messenger RNA. The record is from the annotation of a GenBank genome assembly. Lineage: Eukaryota; Metazoa; Nematoda; Chromadorea; Rhabditida; Dracunculidae.